UUUACGGCGCAGUCACGGUAGGUUGAGCCGACUGAGGUCCAUAGAAAUUUGACAGCUUCACAGGUGAGACAACCGUCCAGAGGCUGUUUCACUUUAGCUUCCAGGUUUUUUUUUUCUCUCGGAACUCUAUUCACUGUGAGCCUGGGGUUGCCACAGUCAAAAAACAACCAUUCGAAGUCUAAUCAUUCCGGCAGCAUGAGCAAAAAGAAAAAGGACUGGAAGACUGAAAAAGAGAGACUGCUCCAUCUAAGUUUGGAUGACAGGCGCAAGGAGUAUCGUCGUCAAGAUUUCAUUUCUCUGGACAAGAUACCAACCUGGAGAGAGAAAAACAGAUGUGAUGACCAAGAAGAUGGGAACGAGCUGACAGGCGGAGGAGGGCUGAGUGAUAAAGUAUCUCUUUACAAAGGAGAUAUUACCGUCUUGGAGGUGGAUGCCAUAGUCAAUGCUGCAAACUCCAGUCUUCUGGGAGGAGGCGGAGUUGAUGGCUGCAUACACAAAGCGGCUGGGUCCUGUCUGUAUGACGAGUGUCACUCGCUAAAUGGCUGUGAAACCGGCAAAGCCAAGAUCACCUGCGGCUAUGAUCUCCCUGCAAGAUAUGUGAUCCACACCGUGGGGCCGGUGGCCAGAGGUCAUGUGGGCCCUACAGAGACCAAUGACCUCACCUCCUGCUACCAGAACUCCCUCGACCUGAUGAAGGAGCAUGACUUGAAGACUGUGGCCUUCCCAUGUAUAUCCACAGGCAUCUACGGCUUUCCCAAUGAGCCUGCAGCUGACAUUGCUUUGAACACAGUAAAACGCUGGAUCGAAGAGAAUCCUGAUAAGAUCAAACGGGUCAUUUUCUGCGUCUUCCUCGAGACUGAUUUUGCCAUCUACAAGAAGAAAAUGUCUGUCAUGUUUCAAGACAAUGACAUGGAGGUUACAGAGGAGCCGCCGAAGGAAGAUAACACAAAACCACCUACCAAAGCAGCAACCGAGGAAGAGAGCGAGGACAACACCAGAGGUACAGAGGGAGGAGGUGAUGAAGAUAACGGUGACAAUGAUGUAGGUGAACCUCAAGAUGUGGAGAUGGAGAGUCAAAGUCAAGAUGGUGAUCCAGCAAACGCAGAGCAAAACCCAGAACAGCAUGACAGUAAGAAUGAAAUUCAAAAGAAAGAUGGCGAUAAAGCGACCGAUGGGGAUAAAGACACCGAUGUCGAUAAAGAGACCGAUGGCGAUAAAGAGACCGAUGGCGAUAAAAAGACCGAUGGCGAUAAAAAGACCGAUGGCGAUGAAGCGACUGGAAAUAUCAAUGAAGGAAGCCCCGCCCACGAUGAAAACAAAGGUCAAGAAACUGUUACCAACGACAAUACAAAGGGUAAGGAAGCGGAAGUGCAGCCUCCUCAAAUGGAAGUAAGUGUCGUGGACAAACCUGACGAAAAUAUGGAAGACUCUCAGACGAACGACACUGGCACCAGCAAUGGAGGAGAGACGAAGGAUCCCGUCGAGGACUCAGAACAAGCUGGUUCAACUCUAACUCAGUCCAAAGGCGCUGAGAAGAAAGAAUGACCAGCUGAAGGGAAGACAAUCAGCCUCAUCUGACAGCCAGCAAACUGUGCGAAGGUCACACUGGUGUCAGCCUGGCCCAUGUCAGUAUGGGCUCUGACACUGGCCCAGGAAAACCAGUUACUCACAAGAUGCUCACAUUCCCAACUUUACUUACCCUCCCCUCUCUUGGUUAAACUAUUCAUCCCUCAAAUAUGUAUGUACUAUAUGUAUAUGUAUGUACAAAACCUUACUUAUAGGACUUGAACAUAUCAACCAGAAAAGAUGAGCCAUACCUCACUGUGUGUUAGAGUCAUACAUCAUUCUGCCCGAAGGGUGCAAUGAGAUAAACCAGGUUCAAGUCUUGCUAUUUGAUAAACCCACUGUGAGAGCAUGGUGAAGCUGUCAGACGACAACAGCCACAGCUCCUACAUGUUGACACUCCCGGCUGGGUGAUGCUAAACAUCAACCAUCCUUUUUAGUUUUUACUGACGCCACCAGUACAGUCACGCUGGCACUCGGUAGUGGGACGACAGCCUGCAUUUGUAAGCUGCUUUGGAGUGCAACACACUGACACCUGCCAUGUCUCCUCACACACCGCCGCAGCUUCGAUUUCCAUUCUUUAGUCAGAUCGGCCAAUGCCCCGAUUCGCGUUGUGGUCUGUGAGGCGACGUGCCGCUUGCCAGGCCUUUCAUCUGAACAUCACUAAUCAAGUCUCAUCUCCGCUGCUGCCGUGACUGCAGCUUUAUUCAUUUUAACCAGGAAACUGUUCAUUAACGCCCGUGCAGAUAAACGAGGAUGUGAGUGUCUUUUCAACAAAUCGAUUUGAGUCUUCUUUUUUAUUUCCCCCCCUCCCCUUUCCUUUUUCUUUGCCAUUUCCAGUGCAUGCCAGGAAAUUGCUUUGAACUUCACCUACAUAAACAAGAAUUGCAGUCUUCUUCGCUUUCGCUUGUCUUCUUACCAGAUUGUCUAUAAUUGUAUCGAAUGAAUCUGCCUUAUUUCAUAUCAAAUUACAAAAAACCAUCACAAUCACAGACCUGAGGAGGAGAGUUCUUGGUUGUGUAUUGCUUGCAGAUGAUUUGUAUUUUUAAGUACAUGUAAUGGCUAACACCUGUUUUGUUUUUUCUUUCUUUAAUUUUUAAAAAAGGGGUUUUGGUUUCUUUCAAAUGUUGGUAUGAGUCAUUAAUUAUUUUCAGUGGUGCCAUACUAAAGAUCAGAGAAAUUACAGUUCUAAGAAAUGAUGCCUUCAUACUUUGAUGUUUGCUUUGCUAAAUUAUAACAAAAAAAAAACAACUAAUAAAGUUUAAGGUGGAAGCAAUGGGUCAGCUUUUAA
This is a messenger RNA of Oreochromis niloticus (Nile tilapia), 2854 nucleotides long. RefSeq names its product mono-ADP ribosylhydrolase 2 (gene macrod2). Bases 196 to 1545 code for a protein of 449 amino acids. Lineage: Eukaryota; Metazoa; Chordata; Actinopteri; Cichliformes; Cichlidae. The transcript is spliced from 18 exons. Gene Ontology annotation, molecular function: ADP-ribosylglutamate-[protein] hydrolase activity. Gene Ontology annotation, cellular component: nucleoplasm. The record is from RefSeq and is a predicted model, not a curated record. Gene Ontology annotation, biological process: purine nucleoside metabolic process; peptidyl-glutamate ADP-deribosylation; DNA damage response.